Sphaeroforma arctica JP610 is the source of this 1804-nucleotide messenger RNA. RefSeq lists its product as hypothetical. NCBI's taxonomy places the organism in Eukaryota, Ichthyosporea, Ichthyophonida. Gene Ontology annotation, cellular component: membrane. The transcript is spliced from 9 exons. The coding region runs from base 94 to 1641 and encodes 515 amino acids. Gene Ontology annotation, molecular function: magnesium ion transmembrane transporter activity. Gene Ontology annotation, biological process: intracellular magnesium ion homeostasis; magnesium ion transmembrane transport. The record is from RefSeq and is a predicted model, not a curated record.
AGCUUGCAUGCCGAUUCUCAGACAACAUAUGCGUUAAUUGUAGUACAUUUAUCACCACAGUUCUUAAGAGAUGGAAAGACUAGUUAUCUCUAGAUGAAGGGUAGGUUUCGUGUAUCUGAUUUGGAGGGUGAUGAGAAGAAGGGACUGGAUGAUUCUGAUGAUGGGCUGGUCUUUGUGACCAGUCAUGCAGAUGGCCAACCUCAAGAGGUACCAGUGCCCACAGUAACUUCACCGGCGAAUAGCAGCCCGACUCCAGUGAUAUCAACCCCAGCCACGAAUGAGUCCCUGCCCGUAUACAGAGCUGGUGCCACAGUCCCUCAUGCAAGCUCGGUUGGUUCUAAUCUGGCGGCGGGAUUGCAUAUAAACUCAGGACAGAGGAGGAUGAAUCAUGCCAAUUCCCAAAUGUACCGUACCAACCCUCCCCCGGCACAAACCCCACGAGGGCCCAGAACCAUGUCUCCGAGUGCAAGUAUGCUACUAGACUCGGCCAGCGAGGGUACCAUGCUAAUCGACACUGUGGACGCCAACUGGGCCCUGCGAUCGGUACACCGCGGAGCUAAAGAAAACAAACAGUUGUUGGAGGCGCUGCUCAAUGCUCAAAAGGGUGUGGCGGAUUCAUCAAUUGACUUCCAAGCGACCUUCACUGUACUUGACUCGGAACGAAAAUGUCGUCAUUUUAGCGGCAAGCAAGGGUUUAUCCAAGUCAACUUCGAGGCCAUGUUGGACACCGGCUUCUUUUGGAUUGAUGUCUGUGCACCGUCUCAAGCUGACAUGACUUUGAUUGAACAGGUCUUCGGUAUCCAUCCACUGACAAGCGAAGAUAUUCUCACCGAAUACACACGCGAGAAAGUGGAAGUGUAUGAUUCGUAUUUGUUCACCAUAAUGCAGACCUUCUCUUCUACGCAAGGGGAAGACGAACAAGCCGCUGUAAACAUGAACAUAGCUGUGUUCGAUACUUUUGCUAUAACCUUCCACGCUCGACCAGCGCAUGUGGUGAACGCAGUGAUCGGCCUCCUACAGAAAGAUACUCCACUGAGAGCAGAUUGGACGCUGAUGCUUAUUAUUGAUAACAUUGCGGACGAGCUCGAGCCGAUCACAAGGGCAGCUGAGGUGGAGGUGGAUGCCAUAGAUGAGAUGAUCUUCUACUUAGGGCAGAGAGACGCGGCUGACAUCCUUAGACGUAUAACUCAUAUUCGGAGGAGGACCAGCCGACUUAUUCGCAUACUGAAGCCAAAGAGAGAUAUCCUCUUGUAUCUUACCGGCCACGGCCGGAGUCCACCCCCCCAUGUCAAGAAGGACACAUUCUUGUAUUUUCGGGAUAUUUUAGAUCUGAUACACGAGAUGAUGGGGAAAAUAGAAGGGAGCAGGGAAACUAUCAAUGCUACUCAUUCUAACUACUUAGCACAGCUCAAUGUUGAGUUGGCCGAAGCAACGGCAGCAAGCGGGACUGCUCUGAACAGUUUAACAGUUGUGUCAACUCUCUUCUUGCCGCUAAAUUUGAUUGCUGGCUCCUUCGGUAUGAACGUAUUGGUACCCUUUCAGGAAGCGGACAGUUUGGUACCGUUCUUCUGUAUCGUACUUGCUAUGUGCUUGCUUUCUACUGUAUCCAUUUUUUGGGCCAAAAAGAAAAAGCUUAUGUGAAACACCUCACAAAAUUUUAGAAUAUGGAGAACGGCAACUUAGAUUUCAGCUAUCAAUCGGCCACCUGCAAAAUGUACAAUGGGCGUUCAAUAUUUGUGUACAUUUGAGCUGCACGAUGAGCCCACCAACAUUAAACCAAUAAAUCACAUCAAUUGUAUUUGGG